Molecule: messenger RNA, 738 nt
Organism: Stylonychia lemnae
Lineage: Eukaryota; Ciliophora; Spirotrichea; Sporadotrichida; Oxytrichidae
Source: the annotation of a GenBank genome assembly
AUGGCCACCAAGCACACAAGAGAGGAAUUACUUUAUUUGGCACGUUUAGCAGAAUAAUGCGAGCGCUAUGAUGAGAUGGUAGAAUACGCUUCAGACUUCGCAAAAGCAGGUAGUGAGGAGUUGUCACUUGAGGAGCGUAACAUCCUAUCAGUUGCUUUCAAAAACGUGGUUGGAACCCGUAGAGCAGCCUGGCGAGUUCUUUCAUCUAUUGAAAAGAAGGAGAACAAUAAGGGAAAUGCAAGCAAUGUGGAAAAGGUCAAGCACUACAAGACCCUUAUUGAGGAUGAACUCACCAGAGUUUGCCAGGACAUUCUAGCUCUGCUCGAACAACACUUAAUUCCCAAGUGCCGUCAAGAGGAGGCUUAGGUUUUCUUCCAAAAAAUGAAGGGUGAUUACUAUAGAUACAUCGCUGAGUAUGCAGUUGCUGAAAAGAGAAAUGCCGCCGCUCAGAAGGCACUUACCUCUUAUUAAGAAGCUCAUGAAAUCGCCUAAAAGAGCUUGUCCACCACUCACCCAGUUAAACUCGGACUUGCCCUCAAUUUCUCAGUAUUCUACUAUGAAAUUAUGCAAAACCCAGAGAAGGCAUGCAAAAUGGCUAGAGAUGCUUUCGAUGAGGCUAUUGCAGAUCUUGACAAUGUUUAGGAUGAAUAUUACAAGGAUGCCACCCUUAUCAUGCAACUGCUCAGAGAUAACCUCACUCUCUGGACCAGUGAACUCCCAGAGGAGACUGCAUAAUGA